Molecule: messenger RNA, 2391 nt
Organism: Misgurnus anguillicaudatus (oriental weatherfish)
Lineage: Eukaryota; Metazoa; Chordata; Actinopteri; Cypriniformes; Cobitidae
Source: RefSeq, a predicted model, not a curated record
GCAUUUAACAGACGCUUUUAUAAAAAAAACUCGUAUUAGUAAAUUUGUUCCUUGGGAAUCAAACCCACAACAUUUACACUCCAAAUGCAACACAAUUGAGCUACAGUCAGUUCUGGUUUGUGUGCAUGAAAGCUAAAGAUAAAAUGCAAACUAUAAGAUCUUGGAUGUGAAGGUGUUAGGAGAUCAUAACGUGUAAAACACGUCGUUAAAAGUUUGACACUGAUGCUUAUCUCGAUCUCGCGCUGCAUGAAUAAAGUGCGCGGCUCCUUUAAGAGAUUAGCUGUGGAGAAAUUGAGCCAUGUGAACAGAGUCGGUCAAUGACGGGAACUCACUUUCCUUUUCAUAUCCUUCACUGUUUCACCGCCAGCACAUCUCUUCAAAGUCAGUAGUAUGAGUUUAAUAAUAACAGAACAGUGUUUUUGAUUACAAUCGUAUAGAUUAAAUGUGAUUUUUUUUAUGUCUAGUAACUAUCUAGUAACAAUAUGGUAAUGUUAAACUUGAAAUCCUAGUGAUGUUGAAUCCGUUUUUUUUCUAAAUGCACCUCAAUAUCACAGACUAAGAUUAGUGUUGGUAAAUGCGCUGUGACAGUAGACAUCAGCACACAGGAAUUUAUCAGCGGUGUAUUUUCGGAUCAGCGUCACUCUCUGACCGCGCGAGUCUACCGGCGGAUUUUAAAGCCCCUUUGAGACUCACUCAUUUACACCGGACUUGAAGAUGCUUCAAAACGGAAAGUCUCAAGCGGACAGCCCUGACGCGUCCGAGUCCAAACCCGAAGAGCCACGCGAGGAAACAGACACGAGCGAAAGCGCGGCGGCUCGCGCACAGAAUGAACCGGCGGACAGCGAGCCCACGCGCUUACCCGUCCAUCCCAAACUGGAAAUCAAGCGCCAUGCCGUGACUGAAGACUACAAAAUUUCCAGUCAAGUGUUGGGUCUGGGAGUCAACGGGAAAGUUGUAGAGUGUUAUAAUAAGAAAACAGGACAGAAGUGCGCACUGAAGAUUCUGUACGAAUGCCCAAAAGCUCAGAGAGAAGUCGAGCUGCACUGGAGAGUUUCUGCAGGGCCACACAUUGUUCGCAUCAUCAGUCUUUACGAAAACAUGUAUCGUGGGAAAAAGUGUCUUCUCAUCAUUAUGGAAUGUAUGGAGGGAGGAGAGCUGUUCAGCCGAAUCCAGGCCAGAGGUGACCAGGCCUUCACUGAGAGAGAGGCCUCUGAGAUCAUGAGAGACAUUGGCACAGCCAUCCAGUUCCUGCACAACAUGAACAUUGCUCACAGAGACAUCAAGCCGGAGAACCUGUUGUACAACAGUAAAGACAACGCCGCGGUUCUGAAACUAACAGAUUUUGGCUUUGCUAAAGAAACAUCACUUCAAAACUCCUUACAGACGCCCUGCUACACACCUUAUUAUGUAGCCCCUGAGGUUUUAGGACCUGAGAAAUACGACAAAUCGUGUGAUAUGUGGUCCCUGGGCGUAAUAAUGUACAUCCUAUUGUGCGGCUUUCCACCAUUUUACUCCAACACAGGACAAGCCAUUUCGCCGGGUAUGAAGCGACGUAUCCGAAUGGGCCAAUAUGAGUUUCCCAACCCAGAAUGGGCUGAAGUGUCCGAAGAAGCCAAACAGUUGAUUAACCAACUGUUGAAGACCGAUCCCAAUGAAAGAAUGACCAUUAAUCAGUUCAUGAAUCACCCUUGGAUCAAUCAAUCAAUGGUGGUCCCCCAAACACCCCUCCACACCACACGAGUGCUGGCAGAAGACAGUGAGAUGUGGGACGAGGUCAAGGAAGAGUUGACUAGUGCUUUGGCCACCAUGCGUGUAGAUUACGAGCAGGUGAAGAUUAAAGACUUAGAUGCCUCCAGUAAUCCCUUACUGAACAAGAGACGCAAGAAAGCGGCUACAGGUGUGAAGAGCGGAGGAACUGGCUGCAGUAGCCAAUGAGAAACGGUUCAGUGACAUGAAUGGGAGGUAAUGAACAGUUGAAAGGAAGAUAAGAUGGAACCAGGCAUUGGGAAUAGAUGAGCUGUCCAAUGAACAAGAGAUGAUGGAUGGAUGGAUCGAUGGAGAAGACAAUAACAGGAGAUGCAUAAUUUAUUAAACAAGAAAAACUGAAGGAAUUGGAAGAGAAAAUGCAGGAGGAAGAGGAAUUUUCGUACUUCUAACACCAGCAGUAAAAAACUGAAAACUUUUUCAGCGUUGUGUGUGUAUGUGAGUGUACGUUAAUGUUAUAUUCUCUCUUUAUACUGUAUGUGAUUGUGUAGUCAUCUAUUAUUUGACACACACCUCUGCGUAACUAUAUGUGUAUUUGUAUAAAAUGUCUCUUUUGUCCUCAAAGUCUUUUAGCUCAACUGCAGCAUUCCCAUCAUGCAUUUUUAGGAAUAAAACUUUUCAGUGCAA